AUGGCUACUCUCGCUCUUCCGUCCGCAGAGCAGACGACCACGGGUGAGCACCGAGAGACGAAAGAGCUCCGAAAGGGGCGUCUCGUUUUGUUCGUGCUGCUUACCGCCUACUCCGGCCUGUUGAUGUCCCUCUUGUGGGGCGACUCGGUGUCCGUGGCCUCCGUCGGGGUGACCUACGUCGGCGUCGGCAGGCUCUUCGGAUGCUGGGAGCCGAGAACCGACGGAGGAAGACGGUGGCAGCUGGACGCCGUCCUCUGGUUCCUCUUCAUGUCGCUCGGGGUCCUUCAGGUCGAAGCAGCAGCGCCAGGAAGCAAUCUUGUUGCCGCUUAG
Molecule: messenger RNA, 330 nt
Organism: Miscanthus lutarioriparius
Lineage: Eukaryota; Viridiplantae; Streptophyta; Magnoliopsida; Poales; Poaceae
Source: the annotation of a GenBank genome assembly